AUGGAAGGACCUUCUGAAGAGCCGAUGAAAAAGAAACAAAAAUACAGUAAAAAAAAAAAAACUAAUACAAAAAAAAGCCUGACCGGUAUUCAGAAAGCCGAAAUAUGCCACCUAAAGCAAAAAGGAGUUAGUCAAAUUAGACUAGCCGAACAGUUUGGUGUAGCCGAAGCUACAAUCUCAGGUAUUGUUUAUAAAAAAGAAAAGUGGUUAACACUUGAUUUAAACUCGAACAAUGCCUAUUCAAAGCAACAAAGGACUGGAAAAUAUCCUUUGGUAGAAGAAGCACUUGCGCUUUGGAUAUCAAGAGCAAAUACUGCAUUGCAAACAAUUACAGGUGCAAUAGUUAAACGUAAAGCAACACAACUCACGAAAGGGCUUGAAGUGACAAGUUUUAACACAUCUGAUGGGUGGCUUUCAAAUUUCAAAAAAAGGUACCAUAUAAAGAAAUACAAAUGUUUAGGUGAAGCUGCAAGUGCACCUCUUGAGAAUUUUUCCAGAUUUCGCAGUGAGUUGCAAGAACUAAUCAAAAAAUACAAGCCUGAGGAUGUUUAUAAUGCUGAUGAAACUGCAUUAUACUGGUGUAUGGAACCUGAUAAAACGUUAGCUGAUGGCCCAGUUGCAGGAAAAAAAAAGCCAAAGACCGU
This is a messenger RNA of Racocetra persica, 644 nucleotides long. The record is from the annotation of a GenBank genome assembly. NCBI's taxonomy places the organism in Eukaryota, Fungi, Glomeromycota, Glomeromycetes, Diversisporales, Gigasporaceae.